This is a messenger RNA of Abrus precatorius (Indian licorice), 660 nucleotides long. RefSeq lists its product as uncharacterized. The record is from RefSeq and is a predicted model, not a curated record. Gene Ontology annotation, molecular function: nucleic acid binding. The transcript has 2 exons. The coding region runs from base 1 to 660 and encodes 219 amino acids. Gene Ontology annotation, biological process: DNA integration. Lineage: Eukaryota; Viridiplantae; Streptophyta; Magnoliopsida; Fabales; Fabaceae.
AUGCCUCAAAAUUGGAUGACCCCAAUUAUCCAAUACCUCACCUACAAAAUCCUACCAAAUGAUCAAGCCUCGGCCAAGAAAGUAAGAAUGCAGGCAGCAAAGUACAUCCUCCUCGGCAACGAGCUGUAUAAGAGAGAAAUUUCAACACCCAUGUUGAAAUGUCUUGACGAGGAUCAGGCUAGCUAUGUCAUAAGGAAAAUUCACGAAGACAACGGGUUGCAGUUCACAGACUGCCGGUUUAAUGAAUUCUUGGAAGGGCUUCACAUCAAGCAUAGGGUUACAUCCGUUGAACAUCCUCAGACUAAUGUUCAAGCCGAGGCUGCCAACAAGGUCAUCUUACAUGAACUAAGAAGAAGAUUGGGAUCUGCAAAGGGAGAAUGGGUAAAAAGGUUGCCCGAGAUCUUAUGGGCGCAGUGUACGCCACAAACAGCUACAAAGGAGACACCCUUUCGGUUGACAUACGGUACUGAUGCCAUGGUGCCAGUUGAGAUUGGUGAGCCAUUGUUUCAGAGACAAAACUUCCAGGAAUCGACCAAUGAUGAAUCCCUAGCCGUCAACCUUGAUUUACUGGAGGAAGUACGCGGUCAAGCGGCAAUAGUGGCCGAGGCUAGUAAAAGAAUAAUGUCGAGGAAGUUCAAUUCUAAAAUUAAACCAAGAUAA